This is a messenger RNA of Zophobas morio, 1781 nucleotides long. RefSeq names its product exosome complex component 10-like. Bases 104 to 1648 code for a protein of 514 amino acids. Gene Ontology annotation, molecular function: 3'-5'-RNA exonuclease activity; nucleotide binding; single-stranded RNA binding. NCBI's taxonomy places the organism in Eukaryota, Metazoa, Arthropoda, Insecta, Coleoptera, Tenebrionidae. Gene Ontology annotation, cellular component: nuclear exosome (RNase complex); nucleolus. Gene Ontology annotation, biological process: poly(A)-dependent snoRNA 3'-end processing; nuclear polyadenylation-dependent antisense transcript catabolic process; nuclear polyadenylation-dependent snoRNA catabolic process. The record is from RefSeq and is a predicted model, not a curated record. The transcript has 14 exons.
UUGGAGGAAAAAAGCUUUUACCCUUUUAAAGAACUCAUCUUAUAAAACACCGCUUUCUCUAUAGGCCCAUAAACAACGCUCGUUUUCGGGGUUUGUUUGCUUGAUGCAGAUCUCGACGAGGUGCCAGCUCCCUUUAUCUUUUUUUUUUGUUGCUUUCACUUUCAGUGCUGCGGAUUAUAUUUUUUUAAGGGAGCGCGAUUUUCUAGUUGACACGCUCACGUUGAGGGCUCACAUCCCUCUGCUUCUGGAAGUCUUUACUGAUUCCAACAUCGUAAAGGUCUUCCACGGAGCCGAUAUGGACAUUGUAUGGCUCCAGCGAGACUUCGGUCUUUACGUGGUGAACAUGUUCGACACCGGGCAGGCCGCCCGCGUUUUAGGAUAUCCCCGCUAUUCUCUGGCGUAUCUUCUCAAGCAUUUCUGCCAGGUCGAUGCAGAUAAGCAAUACCAGUUAGCUGAUUGGCGGGUCAGGCCACUUCCAGAAGACAUGAGGCGGUACGCCCGGGAGGACACCCACUAUCUGCUUUACAUCUACGACUGUUUCAAAAAUGAACUGCUUUUGAGGUCGAAUGAGUCCGGCAACCUCCUCCGGGCUGUGUGGGAAAGAAGCACAUCCAUAUGCUUGAAGAAGUACGAGAAGAGUGUGUGGCACGAGAAGAAGUAUCAGGACUUGUAUUUGAAGUACAAUCGGCGCUAUACAAAGCAGCAAAUGAGCGUUUUUAAGGCCCUUUACGAUUGGAGAGAUCAAGUUUCACGGGAAGAGGAUGAAAGCCCGAGCUAUAUCCUCCAAAACCACCUGCUCUUCCAAAUAGCCGAGCAUCUCCCUGACGAUAAGGCGAGUCUCCUACGGCUCUGUAGCCCCGUUCCUCUUCAUGUUAAGACCCACGUCAACCAGCUGAUUACUAUUAUAUCCCGAGCCAGAAAGCAUAUUAAUGAAGAACAAUUGCGUCUGGUGUCGGAAGAGCCGUUACCCGCCGUUGGGCAUUCUGCUAACAAGAGAGAUCAAUUUCUGCCCGGGAUGGAUCUCACAGACUCAUUAAGCCCCUUUGGUGGGCGACUGGGGAGAUGCCAACCAGUCUUUGAAAGUGGAGGAGAGGGCUCCAGGGUACUAGCUCUUUUCCAUCCUCUCCCCGAGAAGGCGCCAUUCAAAGGUUCUGUCCUUGUUGAUAUACUGAAGGGUUUCCAAGACCCAUACGUUGCUUAUUCUGCUGCCCUGGUGGACCGCUUGAGAUACGAAGGAAAAGAUGCAAACAUUAAAAAAAAUAACGACAGUGAAGUCGCUACUUUGAUGGCAAACAAUGGAGUUAAGGAAAGGCAGAUGCAAGCAAAACUUGAGGGGGAUAAUUUAGAAACGAAUAUCAUGUUAGCGGAGCAGGGAAACUAUUUUACAAAAAAGAAGCAGAAGAGGCGAGCUCCUAGCGUAGAGCCAUUUGAUUAUGCAAGGGCUGUGAGAAUUAAAGGAAAUGCUCUAUGUAAAGUCGAUUCGGGCGCGUGUAAUAAGAGAAAACCAUUAAUUAAGGCGAACUCAGUGAAGAUGCUUAAGCAUUUUCGUAAGACAUCAAGCAAAGUUAUCGAUGUUAACGUCAGAGGGGACAAGAGGCAAAAAACUGGUGGCCAUGAGACAUGGCCCUCCCAAUCGAAGCCUCAAUAAAGCGUACUUUAUUGCAGGAGGGAAUGAUAAUUCCCAAACUUUCUAGCACAACUACUUUCUGAAAACAAUAGUUUGGUCCUUCGAGCCGCUAGCAAUGAUGCCGUCAUCCGAACAAACUACGCAUAGCACAUCA